This is a messenger RNA of Silurus meridionalis, 1756 nucleotides long. RefSeq names its product B-cell receptor CD22-like. The coding region runs from base 16 to 1221 and encodes 401 amino acids. The record is from RefSeq and is a predicted model, not a curated record. The transcript has 9 exons. Lineage: Eukaryota; Metazoa; Chordata; Actinopteri; Siluriformes; Siluridae.
UUUCUGCACUUGAUAAUGGGAGCUCUUGGAAAUCAGUGGAGUGUAAAAUACAGCAAACUAAAUCUCUGUGCUAUAAAAGGAUCUACAGUGGUUAUGGAGGCCACUUACACACAUCCAACAGGUCUUACAGUGAAUAACAGGUUUUGGUUUAUAAACCCAGUUAAGGGUGUAGAACCGACUGAUCUGCGUAAUAAUCCAGGUUACUCAGGCAGAGUGGAGUAUUUAGGAGAUGAACAGAAUCACUUCUCCCUCAGACUGAGUGAUGUGAAGAAAUCAGAUGAACACAAGUACUGCUUCAGAUUCAACACAUCUGGAAAGGGAUACAUGGGUUAUCCUGGAAUUAUACUCAGAGUUACAGAUCUUCAGCUGAUCGCUCCUGCAGAAGUGACAGAGGGACAAUCAGUCAUUCUGACCUGUAAAACUACCUGCAGUCUGACUGAUCCAACAUUCAUCUGGUACAAAAACACACAUGAUUUAACUACAAACACCUUCAAGAGCAACAAACUCCACCUGCAGAGGGUCAGCAGUGAGGAUGCAGGCAGUUAUAACUGUGCUGUAAGAGGAUCUGAAAAUCUCCCAUCUCCUGCUCAAUACCUCAGUGUCAGAUAUCCUCCAAAGAACGUGUCCAUCAGUCUCUCUGGUGAGAUUGUGGAGGGCAGUAAAGUGAAUCUUACCUGCAGCUGUGAUGCAAACCCACCUGUGAAGACCUACACCUGGUUUAAUAAAUCAGCAUCAGUGGGAAAAGAAAAGACCUUCACCAUCUUUAAUAUCAGUUUGGAGGACAGUGGAGAGUACAAGUGCAUGUGCAGUAAUGAAGCCGGACAUCAGAACUCCACCAGUGUAACAUUGAAUGUUCUGUAUUCCCCAAAGAACAUCUCAGUGUCCAUCAGUUCCUCUGGUGAGAAAGUGGAGGGCAGUUCAGUGACUCUGACCUGCAGCAGUGACAGUAACCCACCUGUGGAGACCUACACCUGGUUUAAGGAGAAUGAAGCAUCACGUGUAGGUUCAGGACAGAGUUACAGAGCUCUACAGAGUGGACUGUACUACUGUGAGGUUCAGAAUAAACUCGGCUCUGAGAGAUCAGCUGCAGUGUCCAUCACUAUAACCAGUGGCUCUAUAAUUGUGUAUUUGGCUGUUGGACUUGGACUUUUUGGGCUUGGAGCUGUUCUCUCUACCCUCCUUUGGCUCAGAUGGUACAGACAGAAGAAAAAGGCAGAUUAAAGUUGAUCAUCAGAACAUUGGGUUGAGUGUUAAAGACGACACGUAUGCAGCUCUCGACCCUGCAGGCCGGAAAUCUGAUGAUAUUUAUCACACACUUGUUAGAUGCCAGCAAAGACUUUGAGGAACAUGAUGAAGAAAAGAAGUUCUGAAACAGCUGAUGAAUAGAGAGAACUCUUUACUGAAAUGAAAAACCUGAAUCGCUUCUUUACUCUCGCAACAUGAGCAACUUACAGCCAUUUAAAGCAGCUUUAAUUUAUUACAUUUAAUAGAAGUACAAAGUAUUUUUUCUGCUGUCUGCAGAUUAGAACUGUUUCAGUCUGCUGUAGAUUCUCAAUGAUAAAUACUUUAGUUCUGAAUGUAAAUAUUGCGUGUGCAUUUAUUAAUCCAUAAGUGUUUUAUUAUCACUCCCUAUGAUGUCAUGUGUUUUGUUAGCAACAAGCUAUCCAGCUAACAUUACUGAUAUUUAUCAUAUUAUCUUUCUCUAAAAUAUAAACUGUUUUACUCUUAAGCAUUAAAAUAUAUUAACUAAUUUCAA